AUGGCAGCGGCGCGGUCGGCAUUGGCGUCGGCCGGCCGUGCGGCCAACGAGGCCGUGAGCUUCGUGGUGUUCGUGCUGCUGGACGCGCUGGAGGUGCUGCUCUGCGGCGUCUACAAGGUGGCCGACUACGUGGCCGAGGGCGCGUGGCGACCCUGCUACUGCUCCUCGUCGGCCGAGGCGGCGGCGCCGGGGAAGAUCGUCGUGUCCGAGCGCGGCGGCUCCAAGGUCGUCAGCGUGCUCUCCUCCACCAAGGUGCACCUCGAGGACAUCUCCGACACGCUCUACACGCGCCCCUCCGUGCUUUCCAGUACCGCGGCGACUUCGCCGCCAUCUUCGUCGUACUCCUCCCGGUGCGGCGGCACCGUGAGGGCGUCGGCGUCGGCCGUCACCGUGCACUCCGCCAUCGUGCAGAUCCUUCGGGGCAAGGCCGGCGCCGGCGACGGCGAGCACAAGCCGUACCCCUCCCCGCGCUGGUCCGACUGCCACUGCGCCAACUGCAACCCCGCCGACACCGACCGGCUCUUCGUCCACGUCGAGGGCCCUCCAGACGGCGGCGCGGCGGAGGAGGACGUGCUGUUCAUCCACGGGUUUAUCUCGUCGUCGGGGUUCUGGACGGAGACGGUGCUGCCGCACGUGAGCCGGGAGGCGCGGGCGCGGCGGCGGCUGUUCGCCGUCGACCUGCUCGGGUUCGGCCGCAGCCCCAAGCCGGCCGACUCGCUCUACACGCUCCGCGAGCACGUGGAGAUGAUCGAGCGCUCCGUCAUCGAGCGCUACAAGGUCGGGCCCUUCCACAUCGUCGCGCACUCGCUCGGCUCCAUCCUCGCGCUCGCCCUCGCCGUCAAGUACCCCGCCGCCGUCAGGUCCAUCACCCUCGUCGCGCCGCCCUACUUCCCGGUGCCCAAGGGGGAGACGGGGACGCAGCACGUGCUGCGGGCGGUGGCGCCGCGGCGGGUGUGGCCGGCGAUAGCGUUCGGCGCGUCGGUGGCGUGCUGGUACGAGCACCUCGGCCGCACCGUCAGCAUCCUGCUCUGCAAGAACCACCGCCUCUGGGAGCUCGCCUUCCGGGUCUUCACCUUGUACAGGGUGAGGACAUACCUGAUGGACGGCUUCUUCUGCCACACCCACAUCGCGUCAUGGCACACCCUCCACAACAUCAUCUGCGGCAGCGCCGGCAAGAUCGAGCAGUGCCUUGAGGUGGUCCGGGAGCAGCUCACCUGCGGCGUGACCAUCUACCACGGCAGCGACGACGAGCUCCUCCCAGUGAGCUGCAGCUACGCGGUGCAGUCCAAGAUCCCGCGCGCCAACGUGAAGGUGAUCGACGGCAGGGACCACGUCACCAUCGUCGUCCGGCGCCAGAAGGAGCUCGCCAGGGAGCUGGAGGAGAUCUGGGACACCAAACGGACGUGACUUGGCAGUUGGCACUUGGGGGAGAGCGAUGCACAGGGGAAAAAACAGAGGGUCUGAAAUGGGACACCUCGGAAUUAACAGAAGAGCUGGGCUGCAGGUUUGCGAUGAAACGAACAAGUUUCUUAAUGCAGCAGGAGGCGCACGGGGCAAGCAAGGCCCUGGAGAGAUCUGAAGAAGAUUACCUUGAUUUUUCAAAUUUUAUCUUUUUUUUCCUUCUCGAGUUUUCAUAUUGAAGGCUGGGGAAACAAAUCUUGCCCAUUCCUGUGUAUAAUUGUGAUAAGAA
Lolium rigidum is the source of this 1690-nucleotide messenger RNA. RefSeq names its product probable lysophospholipase BODYGUARD 3. Bases 1 to 1407 code for a protein of 468 amino acids. The transcript is spliced from 4 exons. The record is from RefSeq and is a predicted model, not a curated record. NCBI's taxonomy places the organism in Eukaryota, Viridiplantae, Streptophyta, Magnoliopsida, Poales, Poaceae.